This is a messenger RNA of Linum tenue, 2146 nucleotides long. NCBI's taxonomy places the organism in Eukaryota, Viridiplantae, Streptophyta, Magnoliopsida, Malpighiales, Linaceae. The record is from the annotation of a GenBank genome assembly.
CAUAAAAUUCAGGAGAUAAAUCGAACUUUUCGUAUCCAUUUUUCAAUCGGAAUAAGAAUUGGGGAUCAAAUUGAAUGAUACAAAUAAAUUACAACAAUCAAAAUUUCAACUUCUCCUUCUCCCCCAUAGAUUGGAUUGACAGACAGACAGCAACUUCUUCUUCUUCUUCUACCCUCCGCCCGCUCGUCGCUCUCGUCGCCUCUCUCUCUCUCUCCUUCCUUCCUCUUUUCCUCCUCCCCAAAUCUGAAACCCAUUAAAAAAGAUACGCACCAGCAAACCCUAGCCCUAAUUUCCUUCACUCACAAUCCUACCCCCUCACUCGACUUCACCUGCAAACCCUAAUUCCUUCAACAAGUUCCGUUCCUGCAAUUCCCUGUUACCCCUCUCGCCUGCAUUUCACCCUCGUCCGUGUCUGCUCACAGAACCUCACUGUGGGAGACUGAGAGCGAUUCAUUCCACACACCGAGCAGCAACAAGUUCCGCUUCCAGCUAGAAAACACGGCAUGGAGGGGAUACCGCACCCAAUACCUCGGACCGUGGAAGAGGUCUUCGGUGACUUCAAAGGAAGGCGCGCUGGCUUGAUCAAGGCUCUCACUACAGAUGUCGAGAAGUUCUACCAUCAGUGCGACCCUGGUAUGGUCUGUGUUUGGAUAUGUGCACUGAUUGCGUUACAUGCGAGUAUUUGGUAAAUAAUUGGUUUCUAUAUUCUGGCUGGCGCCGGUGACAUAGAUGCUAGCCAUGUCGGCCAGCUUCUAUGUUGUCAACACAUUUGACAGGUGCUUGGCAAGGUAAAAUGUGUUCUAUCCUCCUUCCAAAAGACCACUUCAUUGGCAUUCACGAACCAUGAUAUCAUGAAUGGUUUUUUUAGUGACCCUAGCCCAUACUGGUUUUGUAGUCACAGCUUGACAUCUUCAGUUUAAGCUUGUCGGUUACAUCUUACAGUUGUGUCGUAGCUUAACCAGGUUGCUAGGCACUCCCCCCAUCAUUGGAGUUCGUGAAGUUUUGUCUUGUGUGAAAUUUGUUUGAAUGUGGUUUAUAUUUACUAGUCAAAUUUGGUUCAUGCUGUCUCUGAUGGCCAAACUUUGCCUCAACAGAGAAGGAGAAUCUGUGUCUCUAUGGAAUGCCAAAUGAGACGUGGGAAGUUAACUUGCCAGUGGAGGAGGUGCCUCCUGAGCUUCCUGAACCUGCAUUAGGCAUUAAUUUUGCUAGAGAUGGGAUGCAAGAGAAGGAUUGGUUGUCACUUGUUGCAGUUCACAGUGAUUCAUGGCUGCUUGCUGUUGCAUUUUAUUUCGGGGCACGUUUUGGUUUUGGCAAGAACGAAAGGAAGAGGCUUUUCCAGAUGAUAAAUGAAGUCCCCACAAUAUUUGAAGUCGUGUCAGGAACGGGCAAGCAACCCAAGGACCAGUCUGUAACUCAUAACAACAACAGCAGCAGUAAAAGCAAAUCAAGCUCAAAGAUGCAAGCUCGGCAGCCGGAGCCCCUCACAAAGGCAGUGAAGAUGUCUCCACCGCCGAAGGACGACGACGAGAGCGGGGAAGACGAGGAGGAAGAUGAUGAACAGGGUGCAACCUGUGGGGCAUGUGGCGAGAGCUACGGAACAGACGAGUUCUGGAUCUGCUGCGACGUGUGCGAGAGAUGGUUCCAUGGGAAAUGUGUGAAGAUUACACCUGCAAAGGCUGAGCACAUCAAGCAGUAUAAAUGCCCUGGAUGCAGUGGCAAGCGGGCAAGAGUCUAGGCAUCAUCAUAUUAGCCGCUGGAGGAAAGCUUGGAGGUUGAUGGAAGCCAGGGGAGGGGAGGUAGUAGAACCUUUUUAGCUUUCGUAUUCUAAUCCGUCUGUUGCAAAGCCUUGAAAAAGUUGGAAAAACUUAACCAACCGGCCCUAAUUCAGGCGCCCAUUUUAGUUCAGGAUCAGGGACGACUUCUGGAGAUUGUUGGAAUUUUUUUCUCUUACUUUUUUUCUUUUGGUCUCCUUGUUAAGUGUCUAUGGUUUUCCCUAUGUCAAAAAAUUUUCAGGUCGAUGUGUUUCAUCUCAAUGUUGUCGGGAAUCUGUUGUUUUCUAUUAGUUGUUGGGACUUGAACUCCAUUAUUUCUAAAUAGAUGGUGACUACAUCGUGUCAUGUUAUAAUGUGAAAUAUUCUGCUUGGGU